Molecule: messenger RNA, 1645 nt
Organism: Odontomachus brunneus
Lineage: Eukaryota; Metazoa; Arthropoda; Insecta; Hymenoptera; Formicidae
Product: rRNA methyltransferase 3, mitochondrial
Exons: 4
Coding region: 313-1626 (437 amino acids)
Biological process (GO): RNA processing
Molecular function (GO): RNA binding; RNA methyltransferase activity
Source: RefSeq, a predicted model, not a curated record
CUUUGCCUGUUUUGCGGAUCUCCGCGAGAAGUCUCUAGUCUAUAGUCCUUCCUGCCGGCUCCCAACCUUACCUUGAUUCUAACCUCAAAUAAUCGCAAAUGUACACAAGGUGCACGUCAUUAUAUAGGAAAAUGUGUGGAGCGAAUAUAAACUUGUAAGAUUAAACCAUACAUAUCGUAUCUAAUAAUACAUAUUGAGUCUUGUAGAACAGUGAAAAAGGCAAAAAUUGAGGAAUUUUUAUCUGUUCUGUGUUGAAUAGCAAUAGUAUUAGCUGGCUACUGAUAAACUUGCUAAAGAAUAAUACAAAUUGAAAUGUUGAGGAAUUUUGUACAGUUGUCACUUAGAUCGACUUACAGCACGAGAUUUUUGAGAGUAGACAAUUCAACGUCAACAACGAGAUGUAGAUAUUCCAGGUAUACCAGUCGGAGACAUGUUGCAAUAAUCAAUGAAAAUGAGCUUUUUGAUGAUGAAAUAGAUACAACCAAACCACUUAAAAGACGUGUUUCUAAAUCACAUAAGGAAAAACUAAAGGAGAAAGAAAAGAAAAAAAUAGAAAAAAAGGAAUCUACAGAAGAUGACACUACAGAAAAACCAAUAUAUAAAGCUCUCAAAGAAAAUGAUAAGCUUAUAAGCUCUUUAAUGUUAAAUAUCAAGACUAAGAAGAACAGAGAAAAGAAUAGCCAAAUCCUAUUGGAAGGUUUCCGAUUAAUCCAAGAUGCAAUUGAAGGAGGUGCAAUACCAAAAGUUAUAUUCUUCACUAGAUUGCCUGAUGUACUACAAUUGUCACUUCCUAAAGAUGUACAAUUAUAUAAAAUUCCAUAUCGAACAAUUCAGUUGUGGUCUACCUUGACAACUUCUCCUGGAAUACUCGGAAUUUUUGAUAAGCCAGAUGUAUGGAAUAAAAAACCUGCUGAUGAUGCUAUACCUCUGACUAUUAUUUGUGAUAACAUCAGAGAACCUGGAAAUUUGGGAAGUAUUAUAAGAAUUGCCGCGGCAGUUGGUUGCGAAAAAUUACUUUUAAUGAAAGGAUGUGUAGAUUUAUGGGAGCCAAAAGUCUUACGUGGUGCUGUAGGUGCACAUUUCCGUGUACCAAUACAUAUGUCUCUUUCAUGGGAUGACAUUCCCACGUUAAUAAGCAACGAAUCAGAGAUUUAUUUAGCGGAUAACAGUAUGACACACGACAAUGUGACAAAGGAUAAUACUGCUAACUUAAACUCAGAUAUUUCCGCAGUGGAUAUUUCCGAAAUAAAUUGGACUGAUAUGGAAGAGAAUAAUUCAGAUGUAGACAUCGAUCAGAGCAACAAAACUGAAAAGAUAUUGUCGACAGUUAAGUCAUACAAACCGACCGUAAAAACCAAAGCACUUGUGAAAAAAAUAAUAUCUCAAUUUCCCAUUGUACCGUAUCAUACGACAAAUUUUACAAAAAAAGAGGUUGUACUUGUUACUGGUGGAGAAACUGAGGGUAUAAGUUUGCAGUCGUGCGAUUUACUUCGCGAGAGGAACUGCACUCGCGUGAAUAUAUCGUUGACUAAUGGCAUUGAAAGUUUAAACGCCGGUUCAGCUAUUAGUAUUAUAGCAUUUGAAAUCAAAAGACAAUUUAUAACUCGUACAAUCGAUGAUAAAUAAACUUGUUUUUAAAAAUGUU